Molecule: messenger RNA, 1776 nt
Organism: Lipotes vexillifer (Yangtze River dolphin)
Lineage: Eukaryota; Metazoa; Chordata; Mammalia; Artiodactyla; Lipotidae
Gene: RANGAP1
Product: Ran GTPase activating protein 1
Exons: 15
Coding region: 49-1776 (575 amino acids)
Biological process (GO): signal transduction; nucleocytoplasmic transport; activation of GTPase activity
Cellular component (GO): perinuclear region of cytoplasm; cytosol; nucleus
Molecular function (GO): small GTPase binding; GTPase activator activity
Source: RefSeq, a predicted model, not a curated record
ACCUCCUCAGGUUGCAGAUUUCCAGGGGAGCCCACCAGCGUGGCCAGCAUGGCCUCAGAAGACAUUGCCAAGCUGGCAGAGACGCUAGCCAAAACCCAGGUGGCCGGGGGACAGCUGAGUUUCAAGGGCAAGAGCCUCAAACUCAACACUGCAGAAGAUGCCAAAGACGUGAUUAAGGAGAUUGAAGAUUUCGAGGGCCUAGAGGCCUUGCGCCUGGAGGGCAACACGGUGGGCGUGGAAGCAGCCAGGGUCAUCGCCAAGGCCUUGGAGAAGAAGUCGGAGUUGAAGCGAUGCCACUGGAGCGACAUGUUCACGGGGAGGCUGCGGUCUGAGAUCCCACCUGCCCUGAUCUCUCUCGGGGAGGGACUCAUCACAGCCGGGGCCCAGCUGGUGGAGCUGGACCUGAGUGACAACGCGUUCGGGCCCGACGGCGUGCGAGGCUUCGAGGCCCUGCUCAAGAGCUCCACUUGCUUCACCCUGCAUGAACUCAAGCUCAACAACUGUGGCAUGGGCGUCGGUGGCGGCAAGAUCCUGGCAGCAGCUCUGACUGAGUGUCAUCGGAAGUCCAGUGCCCAAGGCAAGCCGCUAGCCCUGAAGGUCUUCGUGGCUGGCAGAAACCGUCUGGAGAACGACGGAGCCACUGCCUUAGCAGAGGCUUUUGGGAUCAUCGGGACUCUGGAGGAGGUCCACAUGCCGCAGAAUGGGAUCAAUCACCCCGGUGUCACUGCCCUGGCCCAGGCUUUCGCCAUCAACCCCCUGCUGCGGGUCAUCAACCUGAACGACAACACCUUCACCGAGAAGGGUGCCGUGGCCAUGGCCAAGACGCUGAAGACCUUGCGGCAGGUGGAGGUGAUCAACUUCGGGGACUGCCUGGUGCGCUCCAAGGGCGCCGUCGCCAUCGCAGACGCCGUCCACGGGGGCCUGCCGAAGCUGAAGGAGCUGAACUUGUCAUUCGGUGAAAUCAAGAGAGAUGCUGCUCUGUCUGUUGCUGAGGCCGUGGCUGACAAGGUGGAGCUGGAGAAGCUGGACCUCAACGGCAACACCCUGGGAGAAGAAGGCUGUGAGCAGCUCCGGGAAGUGCUGGGCGGCUUCCACAUGGCCGAGGUGCUGGCGUCCCUCAGUGACGAUGAGGGUGAGGAUGACGAGGACGAGGACGAGGACGAGGAUGAAGACGAGGAGGAGGAGGAGGAGGAGGAGGAGGAGCCACAGCGGGGAGAGCGAAGGGAGCGGCCGACCGCACCACCCAGGAAGAUGCUGGAUCCUGACGGUGGGGAACCAGCUCCUGUCCUGUCCUCCCCGCCUCCUGCAGACGUCUCCACCUUCCUGGCCUUCCCCUCCCCGGAGAAGCUGCUGCGCCUCGGGCCCAAGAGUUCCGUGCUGAUAGCCCAACAGACUGACACGUCUGAUCCGGAGAAGGUGGUCUCUGCCUUCCUGAAGGUGUCUUCUGUGUUCAAGGACGAAGCCGCAGUGAGGUCAGCGGUGCAGGAUGCAGUAGAUACCUUGAUGAAGAAGGCCUUCAGCUCAUCCUCCUUCAACUCCAGCGCCUUCCUCACCAGGCUCCUCGUCCACAUGGGGUUGCUCAAGAGUGAAGACAAGAUCAAGGCCAUUGCCAACCUGUACGGCCCCCUGAUGGCAUUGAAUCACAUGGUGCAGCAGGAGUACUUCCCCAAGGCCCUUGCCCCUCUGCUGCUGGCAUUCGUGACCAAGCCCAAUGGCGCCCUGGAAUCCUGCUCCUUUGCCCGCCACAAUCUACUGCAGACGCUCUACAAGGUCUAG